CGCAGAUGUCGUGUCUGUCUCUUUAAAAAACACAGUCUCCUGGAGGCUGGCGAGGAUUUGUUGCGGAUAGCUGGGAGUGCGCAGCUCCGCUCGGCAUGUGCGGAGCUUCACAUUCCCUCCAACCGACGCCGCAACCUACGACUGGGGCCAGAUCAGAGCGCAGAGAGGAGCGUAACUGUUUUAUUCAUGAGCGCAGGAUAAAUAUAGUUAAAGCCCCUUCUUUUUUGGUUUCAGCAAACAGCAGCGGGACAUCUUCGAAAGAUGUUUGUGUGUGUGACCAAGAAGAAGAAGUGAUGCUGCUGAGUUUUGUUAUUGGGUUUCUCCGGGGCGGUGCUGAUGCUGCUCACCCUGCUGCUGCUGUCAUGGGUUGCUGGGAGUGACAUCAAAGUUUUUUACGCGCUUGAAAUAUUCCAGCUGAGGCUCCGUCUCCAAACUGCUUCAGUUUAUUUCUGUUUUUUCAGUCGAUUUGAUGACUGGAGGAUCGCUUUUUUCCCAAAUUGAGAAUCCGAGUGGACUGUGAAGGGAAGAGGCUGAAAGACUCCGGAGGAUUUGGCACCGGGAGAGGCGAGGAGAUGAACUUUGGAAAUUUACUAGUUGCGACUAUCUCAUUCAUCAGCAUCGCCUCAGGGUCCCGGGCUCGGUUUGAAGACAGCGCACCACGGAUCGUGGAGGACCCCUCGGAUCUGAUCGUGUCCAAGGGGGAGCCUGCCACCCUCAACUGCAAGGCAGAAGGCCGACCCACUCCCGGCAUCGAGUGGUACAAAGAUGGCGAGCGAGUGGAAACCGACAAGGACGACCCGCGUUCUCACCGGAUGCUCCUGCCCAGCGGCUCCCUCUUCUUCCUGCGCAUCGUGCACGGCCGCCGCAGCAAACCAGACGAGGGCGUGUACACCUGUGUGGCCCGCAACUACCUGGGAGAGGCCAUUAGUCGCAACGCUUCGCUGGAAGUUGCCAUCCUGAGAGAUGAUUUCCGACAGGCUCCCAGUGACGUGGUGGUGGCUGCUGGGGAGCCUGCCGUGCUGGAGUGUGUUCCUCCACGUGGUCACCCUGAACCCACCGUGUCCUGGAAACGCAACAACGCCCGAGUCAGCACCAAGGAUGACCGCAUCUCUAUGCGUGGGGGCAAACUGAUGAUCUCUCACACCAGGAAGAGCGAUGCUGGCAUGUACGUUUGUGUGGGCACUAAUAUGGUUGGAGAGAGGGACAGCGAUCCUGCAGAGCUGGUGGUGUACGAGCGUCCAGUGUUGGUGCGGCGGCCGGUGAACCAGGUGGUCAUGGAGGAGGAGACCGUCGACUUCCUGUGCGAGGUUCACGGGGAUCCGGCCCCGACUGUGCGAUGGCGGCGAGAGGAAGGAGAGCUUCCCCGCGGGAGGUUUGAAAUCCGCAACGGCAACAGCCUGCGUUUGUUCCGCGUGAAAGAGCAGGAUGAAGGGACGUAUACCUGCACAUCUGAGAACAGUGUGGGCAAGACAGAGGCCUCAGCCAUGCUGCAGGUCCACGUUCCACCUCAGAUUGCUGCGAAGCCCAGAGACCAGAUCGCCACCCAAGGGAGGAGCAUCACCUUCCAGUGUGGCACCACAGGAAACCCUCCACCUGCUAUCUUCUGGCAGAAAGAGGGCAGCCAGAUGCUGCUGUUCCCCGGCCAGCCUCCAUCUCAGUCCGGCCGUUACUCCGUCUCCAUGAGUGGAGAGCUGACCAUCACUGACGUCCACCCCGAGGACUCCGGCUUCUACAUCUGCCAGGCCAUCAGCGUGGCAGGAAGCGUCCUUACCAAGGCGCUGCUGGAGGUGGAAGGAGGCCCUUCUGGUCGCGUCCCGCCGAUCAUUCGCCAAGGUCCGGCCAAUCAGACGGUGUCUCGGGGUGCGACGGCACAGCUGCAUUGCCGCGUAAUUGGAGGCACCUCAGUCAAGAUAUCGUGGGAGAAGGACGGAGACACAAUUCAAGGAAACAAACCCCGACUGACCUUGAUGGAGAAUGGCACGUUGCAAAUCAUAGACGUAAAGGACACGGACUCGGGGAUGUACACGUGUGUGGUUUCCAGCUCCACAGGGGAGUCGAGCUGGACUGGGAUGUUGACUGUCAGAGAAGAUGGCGCUUCUUCAGGACCCAGAGUUUCUGAGUUCAUCCAGCUUCCAGGACCUCCGCAGAAACCCGUGGUGACCGAGGUGACCAAAAACACAGUCACGCUCACCUGGCAGUCCAAUCCUCACGAAGGAGGCGCCGCUGUCACCUCCUACAUUAUUGAGGCCUUCAGCCAGUCAGUGGGGAGUACAUGGCAAACUGUGGCCGACCACGUGAAGCACGAGAGGCACACGGUGGUCGGACUCUUCCCCAACACUGUGUAUCUCUUCAUUGUCCGAGCGGUCAACUCUUACGGCCUCAGUGACCCCAGUCCAAUCUCCGAGCCUGUCAGGACGCAGGAUGGGAGUCCGACUGAACAGGGUGUGGACCACAGACAGGUGCAGAGGGAGCUGGGUGAGGUGUCCGUCUACCUGCAGAAGCCUGUGGUUCUGUCUCCUACCAGCGCCAGGAUUUCUUGGACUGUUGCCCGUCAGUCCAGGUAUGUUCAAGGUUACCGUAUAUUUUACCGGACCAUUGGCAACUCCUGGUUGGUCCAAGAUGUGGAGGCCACGUCUGACUACAGCAGCAUCUUAGUAGAUCUGCACAGCAAUACUGAGUAUGAGGUGAAGAUACGACCGUACUUCAAUGAGCUACAAGGACACGACAGCCUCAUGGUUCUGCUGCAGACCCCUGAGGAGGUUCUGAGUGCUCCUCCGCAGGCUGUUUCUGUGGUGCAGCUCACCAACAGCUCCAGCAUCAGUGUGUCCUGGGAGCCGCCGCCUCAUAACACUCAGAGCGGCAUCAUCCGAGAAUACAAGGUCUGGUGUCUGGGCAGCAGCGUGGAGCAGGAGAGCCAGAUGAACCGAACGGUGGACGGAGCGGUUCUGUCCAUCCUGCUGACAGGCCUGUUGCCUGACGUCCGCUACACCAUCGCGGUGGCUGCUGUCACCAGCCUGGGUGUGGGCGCUCAAAGCCCGCCCGUCAGCCUGCUCCUCACUCCGCCACUGGACAACAGUUCGACGGCCGUGAAGAAAGGCAGCGACCUCAGCAUCGCCCAGCAGAUCGCAAAUGUCAUCCGCCAGCCGGCCUUCAUCGCAGGCCUCGGUGUGGCCGCCUGGUUGGUGCUGAUGGGCUUCAGCGGGUGGCUUUACUGUCGCCAUCGCAGGAGAAAACAGCUGGGACACUAUACCACAUCUUUCGCUUACACACCAGCAGUUGGCUUCGCUCACAGUGAAGGAUCAGGAAUCAUCAACGGAGGGCCUAGUUUGUUGGGAUCAAAUAUGGGCAACUACCCCUGGCUGGCCGACUCCUGGCCGACUCCAAACCUCACUCACAGCAAAGACUCAGUCAACUGCUGCUCAGGAAAACUGGACUCAGAGCGAUAUUAUAACUUCCUUUGCUGUUCAGCUAUUGGGAUCAUCAACUACCCGAACCAGACGGAGAAACGCAGCACAGCGUCCAACGACAGCCCCAUCUACAGCACCAUCAACACCACCGCCGAGGACGACCUGCUGGCGUAUUACGACACUUACUCCAGUACGUCUUACAACCAGGGUCCCGAUCCGUACAGCAGCAACCCAGUUCUGGCAAACAGCGCGCUGGUGGGUCUAGAGAAGGACCUGGACCAGUGGACCAUCCAGUCUGGCCAGUCUGGAUCUGAAUAUGCCAAACUCCAGUACACCAAGAAAAACAACGACAAACUUGUUAAGCAGAGGUCUACCGGGUCCUCGUCCAAGUCGACUCCACUCACCUGGGUGGACGUUUUGUCGCUGCCUCUUCCUGCCAACAAAGACAGAUGCCGCGCAAAAGCCAACAAAGAAGAGGCCCAACACAGCUCAGAGGAGGAAGAUGACGACUGGUGUCCUCCGUUGCCAGCCAGAACUUAUCUGAUGGACGCUUCGAAGGAGGAGCUCUCCAUCCUGCCGCCCAAGCUGGAGGAUCUUUCCUACACAGCAACGCUCAUGUCUUACCCCCAGCGGGAUGCCACCGACAGUCCCCGGCUGCAGCACUUCGACCUCCUGGCCCGUCACCACUCCCAGGUCUCCCAGUCCAACCCUGAUCUGUUCACCAACACCAAGGCCCGGGACGCCAGCGAGGUGUAUCCCACCAGCCAGUGGGCAGAUGAUUUCAAGGGGGAAAGCCUCAGCAAAGGACAAUCUGCUUCAGCUGCAGAGUCGAGCCCCACAGCUCAGACGCACAGAUCCAGGAGUAAAAAGAAAACGCCCAAGGACGGACAAAGCAGGCGAGAGCUGCAUGGCGAAGCAGAACUCCCCCCUGCACCAGCUCCCCCUCCCACAGAUGACUCCCUGCAGCUCCUGGCGGAUGUUUUGAGCCGCAGUCGAACCGACGGCGAAAGAAAAGAGGGGAGCGACUCCCCCACUCUUCCUAAGAGGGGAGAGCAUUUCUCACCCCAGAGGAGAGGGUCGACCAAGUGGUUAUCGCAUGAUGAGAAUGUAAUCCCGUAUGGGCAGUCGAGCUUCCUCCCCAAGGUCCAGAUGUCGGGCUACGGGUCACUGGGUGGAGGAGGAGGCUUUCCGAGACCCUCCACUGCUGGCUGGAGGAGAGAUGAGAACCUCAUGUAGACAGAAGAUGAUUACAUGAUGAGACAUCCUCCCUUUUCCUUCCUGAUUCCGUGUCUUUGCAAACCAUCAAUCUGUUGCCAUGGUAUCUUAAACUGAAGACAAAAGGGAAAGCGUCAAGGCUUGCCAUCUGCCUUCUCACAAACUAUUUGUAUUCUCUUUUUUUUUUUUAAGCUUUAUUUUAACGAUUUAAUCUUUAUUUUUUGUGGUUUCCUUCACCCCCCCUCCAUGUAUAUAGACAUCUUUGCAAUUUUUUAAAAGACGUGAUCAUAUAUAUACACCUAAAAAUGGAUCUUGGGCGGGAAUAUUAUUGUAUUUUUAGGCAAUGGGAGGUAAAUGUAAGUAUUACAUUCUUGUACAGCAGAUUAUUGAAUGUAUCUUCUGUUUACUCCUAACCGUGAAAACCAAGGUGAUGCGUGUUUGAUGGGAAAAGACACAAGGCGGAAAAUGUGUUAAUAACUCCUCAUGUUGGUGUGUGUGUGUGUGUGUGUGUGUGUGUGCGCGUGUGUGCGCGUGCGUGUGUGCGUGUGUGUGUGUGGUCAGUGCACGUGUGUAGUGUUUGUGUGUUACUGUUUUUAUCUCUCAUCUCCGUGUGGCUGUGUACUGUGGUACUCCUAUAGAUCACCAGACCAGUGUGUUCAUUUUUAAACUGACUAAUAAAGCAUUUGUUAGAAAAA
Messenger RNA from Amphiprion ocellaris (clown anemonefish), 5317 nucleotides. RefSeq lists its product as uncharacterized. The coding region runs from base 573 to 4643 and encodes 1356 amino acids. Gene Ontology annotation, molecular function: protein binding. NCBI's taxonomy places the organism in Eukaryota, Metazoa, Chordata, Actinopteri, Pomacentridae. Gene Ontology annotation, biological process: axon guidance; cell-cell adhesion. The transcript is spliced from 26 exons. Gene Ontology annotation, cellular component: plasma membrane; axon. The record is from RefSeq and is a predicted model, not a curated record.